CAUUGCCCAAUAGUUCCUUGGACCAACUAUUCAUCAAUUCAAAACCCGACCGGUUUAACACUGGAUAGCAAAACGCCAAACCGUUCUCGUCGUCCUUCGUCUUUCCACUCACAAUUCCCAACUUACCAACCCAUUUCACUUCACUUCCCCUAGUCAAUUAAUCGAUUCCAUUCCACAAUGCAGUUUCCUCCGCUUUCCCUGCAACCAAACAGCACCUAAUUCCUUCCAAACUCGAGCCUUCUUCUCUGUCAUGAACCGCUUGUCGCAGCUCUCAUCGUACACCGCCGCCAUAGUCGGAAGCACCGUUCGCCUCAUCGCGAACCGCUCCCUGCGCCACCGGUGCUGCUCGUUCCCGGCGAAACCAGAGUACCGCGGAAUUAGGUCUUUCCGUUCAGAAUUCGCGUUGACCGCCGCUCGCUGCUACUCCGCCAAGAAAGGGCGCAAGAGCAAGGCGGAGCCUGAAGUGCCGGCGGUGGUGAUGGAGCAGGAGAAAGACGCUUUCUACGUCGUUCGGAAAGGGGACGUUGUUGGAAUCUAUAACAGUCUCGCUGAUUCUCAGGCUCAAGUUGGAUCUUCCGUAUGCAAUCCUCCUGUUAGUGUGUACAAGGGAUACUCGUUGUCAAAGGACACCGAGGAAUAUCUUGUCUCACAUGGACUGAAGAAUGCUUUAUACACAAUUAGAGCUACUGAUUUGAAAGAGGAUUUGUUUGGCAUGCUUGUUCCUUGCCCUUUCCAGGAACCUUCUACCAAAGAGGGCACAUCAAAUAAGGACGUAUCUAAACAGAGAUCUUUGGGAGUGCUUGCACAAGAUGAGCAGAAAGUAAUCUCUGAAGAUCCCUUCAGAAAGCAAGUCAAGUUAGAAUAUGCUGAAGUGGCUGAAGCACCUUCACAUGCAACUCGGACUUGUUUUGUUGAGUUUGAUGGUGCGUCAAAAGGAAAUCCUGGAAAAGCUGGUGCUGGGGCUAUUCUGCGAGCUAAUGAUGGAAGCUUGAUUUGUAGGGUGCGUGAAGGUGUUGGUAUAGCAACAAACAAUGCUGCUGAAUAUCGUGCAAUGAUAUUGGGAAUGAAAUAUGCUCUUAAAAAGGGAUUUACUGGUAUUUGUAUCCAAGGUGAUUCCAAACUUGUUUGCAUGCAGAUUGAUGGUUCCUGGAAGGUCAAGAAUGAAAACUUGUUUACAUUGUAUAAUGUGGCCAAAGAACUCAAGGAUAAAUUUUCCUCAUUCCAGAUCAGUCAUGUUCUAAGGAACUUCAACUCUGAUGCUGACGCUCAAGCAAAUUUGGCUAUCAAUCUUGUAGAUGGCCAAGUCCAGGAAGAGUGUGUGUAAUUCACUCAUGGCCGCUGCUGGUUAUGUUUUGGGUUUGUUGCAGAACACGCCUGCAAUUUACAGAUUACUCCUAAGAAUUGGUGACCCAAUUAUUUAGCAAUCAAACCCUAAGAAUGAAUUAUUUUCUACUGGUCCUGGCUCCGUAGUCAUAGUAACUUUUAGCCUCAGCGUUUUCAAUUUCCAUGAUUUUUUUCCGCCAUGGAGGAUUCCUAUCAGGACUUCUCAACACUGCAGUCACAUCAAGUUAGAGUUUAUCAUUUUCAUUCUUUAGCAUAUGGAAGACCUGAAUAUCUUACGGUCUAUAGCAAAAUGAUACUUGUUCAAUAACACUAAUAUUAUCAUACCUCUUAGUUGAAAGUACUGUUUCAUUAACUUUUUGUAUCCAUUCGGACUCUUACUGGGUUUUAAUAGUUACAUUUUCAAGACGCAAACUUGGACUUUAGUUAAGUUAGAAUAUCCCCCUGCCAAGUGAUUUACAUGCUCA
Molecule: messenger RNA, 1808 nt
Organism: Glycine soja
Lineage: Eukaryota; Viridiplantae; Streptophyta; Magnoliopsida; Fabales; Fabaceae
Exons: 9
Coding region: 251-1324 (357 amino acids)
Molecular function (GO): RNA-DNA hybrid ribonuclease activity; nucleic acid binding
Source: RefSeq, a predicted model, not a curated record